Messenger RNA from Clunio marinus, 330 nucleotides. NCBI's taxonomy places the organism in Eukaryota, Metazoa, Arthropoda, Insecta, Diptera, Chironomidae. The record is from the annotation of a GenBank genome assembly.
AUGGAAUAUUUUAGAUUCAGUCUGAAGCUGCAAUUAACAAGACAAAUAAUUGUUAGUUUGUUCAAUGAUAUUUUAAUGCACAUGCAUGGAGUGGGUGAAUUUUUACAUUCUUUUAUGAAAGUUCCUCAAAUUUACUUUCAACCACAUCACAUUGAAGUCAAUUUCCAUAUAACACAUUUGACUUCGAAGAAGACCAACAGGAAGGUUUCAAUUAAGAGAAAAACCUGUUCAGGAUAUGUGAUAUCAUUAUGUGGUACUUAUCCGAGGGUGAGCACUUCCAAUAAUGACGCAGAAUAUGCAUUAGAAGACAUCGUUACAGCAUCAAAUUAA